AUGGCCAAAAAAACUUCCCAUCCAUUCUCGGAUACGCAAAACGCAGACAGUAAACCUUAUAACAACUCAAUCAUGGGAAAAGAUUCCUCAACCACACUUGUUUUUGUUCCCCAAUGGAAUCGAAAACUGGCAUCAAACAAAUCUGCCGCAUCUGGGGGUGGCGGAUAUGCGUUCUUAUCAAGGAUCACAGCGAUGUCGUCAUCCAAACCCGGCUUUCAGACUGAAAGGAAACCAGCUUUGAUUAUGCGACCUGAGAACACCAUGAACAAUCGCCUGAUACAUUCCAAUCCCGUUUCUAACGGGCUAUUUGCACCCGAUCACUGCGGCGUUAUUCCACAAGCCAGUGUACGGAUACGAAAACGCAAGUCUUGUGCUACGGUAUCUCGAAACAGACGUCCUGGAAUUCUACUCGGUUUCGGUUCAACCGGGAGACGUGAAGUUCGUAAUGAGGAGAAUGGUAUUAACUCUCCACUUGUUGCGGUCAACGCGUGCAAGAAACGAGUAGAAUUUCAUAGACAAAUGCGAUCGGAUAGUGUGAAACCCGGUGCACUAUUGCCACUGAACUCGCGGCUCACUCAAGAUGCUCACCAAUUGAAACCAUCCACUUUUGAUGAAACAGAUUCAAAUCGUUACCAUGUGUUCAGUUACGACCAAGUGAGACGUCUUGACAGCUUACUUCAAACACAAUUGUGCAUUGCUCCACGUCCUCCUCAAUGGGAUUAUGGCCUCAUGCCCGGUAUCGGUCCCGAAUUGAUGCGAUGCUAUUCGGGUGCUGGACCGUCGUGUCAUUCUAACUCGCUUCCAAGUCGUUUUUCAGCCAGCCAGUCUCCAGGGUCACUUGACAGAAAUAAAUGCACUUCGUGUGUUGCAGAUCGCGAAUCAGCAACUAAGACGAAUACCAAAGAACACGUGAUACAUCGCCACGAGAGAAAUGCGUGCAUCGACCCGGGAUUCUGCAUGCCAAUUAUAAAUGUACAACUAAAACAGCUGAUUCGCACCAUUAGAGACCGACUAUUGGAAGAACAAAUAGUUGUAAGGGAGAUACGAUUGAACGGAGGUGCUGCCGGUUGUGUAAUAAGUCUCGAAGAACAAGACAACUACAGUGAUUUGGAUAUCAUAUUCAGCGUGGAUUUAUCCAAUUCUGUCACCUUCACCAAAAUAAAGUCAGUGGUCUUUUCAAGCAUCGCUCAGUUUCUGGCGGAUACGUUUGCGUGUGGUGACCAUUCCGCUGCAGCUGUGUCAAUGAACGCAGCCGAUAUGUUACCGGAAGUGAACCGGUCUUCACCUAGCGCAGCUGCUGAACCGAAUUCCGAAACCCACUCAACCAGUUCUCCAUUGGACACAAAUCGCCCACGGACUCGUUCUAGUCACUCUUUUACGUCACAUACGGAAGCCGGAACUUUGCCAUCUACGUUGCCAACCUCAACACGUUCCUAUACGACCUCUCGUAUUGCACACAACCGGCGUGCCAGUGAAACCUCCGUUCAUUGUCCAGGGUCCACUUUGACGAAAUGUGAUUCACGAACUUGUGGGAGCGGCAGCGCGAACAGAACUGUUACUGGUGGUGAAACAAAUACGGGUAGUAGUAAUACAAAUGCUGCCAUGGCAAUGAUGAUGACUUUUACAUCGUGUUUUUUCUCAGCUCCUUUCCACUCCUUACCCUGCCCUCAGAAUUGGAGUCGUUUGUUACGGGACGAGUCCUUAGUUAAACAGUACAUACAAAAAAUGGUGCGUAUUCAUAAACCUAGUUCAAAGACUGCCGAUUCUUGGUCUUUAUUCACACUGGGCUAUCGAACACUGGACGGUGGAAAAACGGUUGAUGUGAAAUUUGUGGAUCGCAUGCAACGACCGUUCGAGUUCACGGUGGACAGCUUCCAAAUUGUCCUCGACAGUCUGAUGACAUUCUACGAGACAUCCAGACAGGCCAUGGAUGAACAUUUUUAUCCCACGGUUGUGGCCGAAUCGGUCGCGGGCAGUUUCGUCGAAGCACUGUCACACUUGAAAGAUCGGUUGAUUGCCACACCACGACCGGAAGAAAUACGUGGGGGCGGAUUGUUAAAAUAUUGCAAAUUGUUAGUCGAUGGUUAUCGACCUUCAUCGCAUACCGACGUGCUUUCCAUGGAACGUUAUAUGUGUUCCAGAUUUUUUAUUGAUUUCCCGGAUAUCCUCAGUCAGCAUCAACGUUUGACGUAUUAUUUGGCCAAUCAUUUCGAUAAUAAUGAUGCCACGAAAGCAACCUAUCUACAGGCACUCGGAAGUAAGAUUAUUACUGAUUCGUUGAUGCGGUUGAUCAAGUCUUUCAUGGUAAUAAGCACCCCCAAAGCCGUUGCUGCUGCUGCUGCUGCUGCUGCUGCUGCUGCUGCUGCUGCUGCUGCUGCUGCUGCUGCUGUAUAG
Messenger RNA from Echinostoma caproni, 2394 nucleotides. The record is from the annotation of a GenBank genome assembly. NCBI's taxonomy places the organism in Eukaryota, Metazoa, Platyhelminthes, Trematoda, Plagiorchiida, Echinostomatidae.